This is a messenger RNA of Acipenser ruthenus (sterlet), 989 nucleotides long. Its product is annotated as ADP-ribosylation factor-like protein 3. Gene Ontology annotation, molecular function: GTPase activity; GTP binding. Gene Ontology annotation, biological process: cilium assembly. The transcript is spliced from 6 exons. The record is from RefSeq and is a predicted model, not a curated record. Lineage: Eukaryota; Metazoa; Chordata; Actinopteri; Acipenseriformes; Acipenseridae. The coding region runs from base 125 to 676 and encodes 183 amino acids. Gene Ontology annotation, cellular component: cytoplasm; microtubule cytoskeleton.
GGUCGCCAGGGAGAGGAGACUGUUUGCAUGACGUCACGGCCUCCAUGGCAACGGAAGACUCUGAGGUCGGAGAGAAGCAGCGACGCUGUAAAUUAUAAACAAGCAGCCGGACCGGGUCGAGGGCAUGAUGGGCUUGCUGUCUAUCUUGCGGAAGUUGAAGAGCGCUCCGAAUCAGGAGGUCAGGAUCCUGCUGCUAGGGCUGGACAACGCUGGGAAAACCACCCUGCUGAAGCAGCUGGCAUCCGAGGACGUGAGCCACAUCACCCCCACGCAGGGUUUCAAUAUUAAGAGUGUGCAGUCACAGGGUUUCAAGCUCAACGUGUGGGACAUCGGGGGUCAGAGGAAGAUCAGACCCUACUGGCGCAAUUACUUUGAGAACACGGACGUGUUGAUCUACGUGAUUGACAGCGCAGACAGGAAGAGGUUUGAAGAGACCGGACAGGAGAUGGCGGAGCUGUUGGAGGAGGAGAAGCUGGCCGGGGUGCCACUCCUGAUCCUCGCUAACAAGCAGGACCUGCUGACCGCCGCGCCGGCCUCGGAGAUCACCGAGGGGCUGAACCUGCACAUCAUCCGGGACCGAGCGUGGCAGAUCCAGGCCUGCUCCGCUGUGACAGGGGAGGGGGUGCAGGAUGGGAUGACGUGGGCCUGCAGGAACAUCACAACGAGGAAAAAAUAAACGAGGAGAGAGAGAGAGACUCUGUGACGAUUUGUAUACUAAGUUAUUGAAGAAAAUAAAAAAAAAGGUUUUAUUUAUUUUUCAUAAAUUAACUGAACUCUAUUCGUAACACAGAUGAUCACUGACUUUCAUUGUGUUUUGUUUUAUAAGAGCCCUUUACGAGAGAGAGAGAGAGAGAGAGAGAGCUUUGAUUAAACUUAACUGGGGAGCCCUGUCUGUCUGCCUGCCUGCAGCUUUAAUGACUUUUCCAAAUAGUUUGCAGUUUUUUUAAGCAGGGAUGGAAAUAAGAGAUAAAAAGAGAAUUGAUCAGGAA